UUCUCGUCGAGGAAGAAGGAAGGGACGCGAAUGUUCACUUCACCUGUAAUCAAAGCACGUUGUACUAAAGGUUGACUCGACUGGCUGGAUUCAAGUCAGUGGCAGUCUGCUGGCUGCUCCUCUAAUCAGUCCACCGUCCUGUCAGGUUUCAUCUUGUUUACCUUGUUUCGCUUUAGUUGGCAGCAGAGCUAACGCUAACGACGUUAGCCAGCUAGCUUAGCCAGGCGCUAGCUCCUAGCUAACGGUAGUCUGUGGCGAAAUGGCGGCCAACACGACACAAGCAGCACCAACAACAAACUGGUCCUAUGGAGGUGCUGGAGAUGGCCAGGUUCAUGAAAACCCAGAAUGGGAGAAGGCAAGACAAGCACUAGCUUCUAUUAGCAAGAGCGCUGCUAAGACGGCACAAGCCAACCGGACAGCCACAGCAGAGGCCGGUCAGUUUCAGCCACCAGUGACUGACUCUGCUGCCAUUCAACAGCAGCAGCAGCAGCAGCAGCAGCAACAACAACAACAACCACCGCAGCAGCAGCCGCCGCAGCAGUACUAUCCAUGGUACCAACAAACUCAGCAACAUUACCCUGGAUACACAUAUCCCUAUAAUUACUACUACCCCAUGGGUCCAUAUGGAGCAGCAUAUCCACCAAAUCAGUAUGGUGUACCCCAAGGGCCUUAUCCAGGAACUCCCACCUCUAAUGGACAGGCUCCUCCAGUGCCGGGAAUGGAAGACCAGUCCUCUGGCUACCAGUCUCAAUCACAACCUCCGACCCCUGCUACUCCCCAACCCCCCCAGAGCCCAACCACCUCAGAGACCCCUCCACCUCCACCCCCACCAAUUCCUCCCCCACCCAACUCCCAGUAUCCCCCUCCUCCAUCACAAAAUGCUUACAGUGCCAAUAACUCCAUGCAAUACCCGCCCAGUGACCCCAACCAAAUGCAGGUUUACAAUCAUUCCCAGGGAAGACCCAACUACGGACAGGGUUUCCAGGCCCAGAACAACUAUCAGCCCUCUCAGAAUAACUCACAGCAGCAAGGCCAGUAUGUACCAGGGCUCGGCAGAGGAGAGGCCAACAAAAACAAAAACCAAAAACAAGGACAGCAACUGUGGCACCGCAUGAAACAGUCCCCUGGGACAGCUUCAGUGAAGUUCAAUAUUCACAAGAGGCCCUAUGGGGUUCAGUGUUCUCCAAUGUCCAAUCAGACUUUCCCGCCAGGCGAGCAGCCCUCAGGAUUAAAUCCAACUCCUUCCUCCCCAUCUUCUGCCAGUGCUGCACCCGGAGGUGCUCAGACAAGACCCCAGGAUUGGCCCCAAGCCAUGAAGGAAUAUGUGCAGCGCUGUUUUACAGCCUGUGAGACGGAGGAAGACAAAGAUCGUACAGAGAAAGUACUGAAGGAAGUUCUGCAGGACCGGCUGAAGGAUGGCUCUGCCUACACUAUUGAUUGGACUCGUGAGCCAUUGCCAGAAUUAAAGGUCAAGCAGUCUCGUUGGGAAUCUGUUCAAUCCCAGAGGACAUCAGACGGCCAUGGUGGAAGUCCAGCGGCUGCGUCUUCAAGAGGCAGGGCUGGUGCACACAGAUUGGGCCACUACAGGAAUAUAUUUUCUCAGAGGAGUCCAUCUUCUAGUUCCUCCCACUCCUCCUCCCGCUCCCCAUCCCCUUCCCAUGGCCGACACAGGGACCGCAGCAACCAAAGGCACAAACGCAGUGAUUCUGGCUCACAGUCAGACAGCAGCAUCUCCAGUGACCUCCGACCUCAGCUGUCUCGACGCAGUCAGAGAGGUGCACGUGGUCGUGGUAAUGACAGGGAUAGAGGCCGUGGGGAGAGAGGACGAGGAAGAGGAGGGAAAGCAAACAGAGGAAGGAGAAACAUGGACGAUUCCAAUGCAGCUGUUGGAAAGAAAAGGAAAGGUGGCAAUGCUGGUCUGGAUUUCCAUGACCCCAACAGAGAAGCCAAGAAGCAGAGCAGAGCAGCUCGUUUCCACAAGCAGCUUCGCUCAGAGCCGCUGGUUCUCUCCAUCAAUUCCCUGGACUUGCCUGAUGGAACACAGGAAGGCAUAAGCUGGGAGGACUGCCCUAUUGUGGGAACAUGCCAGGACAUCACCAAGUCCUAUCUGAGGCUCACCUGUGCCCCGGACCCCUCCACUGUGCGCCCUGUGCAUGUCCUGAGAAAAUCACUGCAGACUGUGAAAGUCCACUGGAAAACCCACCAGGAGUACACCUAUGCCUGUGAACAGAUGAAGUCCAUACGACAGGACCUCACGGUCCAAGGAGUUCGUACUGACUUCACAGUGGAAGUGUACGAGUGUCAUGCACGCAUUGCUCUGGAAAAGGGAGACCACGAAGAGUUCAACCAGUGCCAGACCCAGCUGAAGGCCCUGUACAAGGAUAAUCCCUCAGAAAACAUUGGAGAGUUUACAGCAUAUAGAUUGAUGUAUUACAUCUUCACUAAGAACUCUGGAGAUCUGACCACUGAGUUGGUUUACUUGACCCCGGCACUGCGGGCAGAUGUGUGUGUGGCUCAUGCUCUUGCCCUCCGUGCUGCCUGGGCGUUAGGAAACUAUCGCCGUUUCUUUAAGCUGUACAAGGAAGCCCCGCGUAUGGCUUCAUACCUAAUUGACAAGUUUGUAGAGAGGGAAAGAAAGGUUGCACUUCGGGCCAUAUUCAAAACGUUCAGGCCCGACUUGCCAGUGGAGUAUGUGCAGUCCAAUCUGGGCUUCUCUUGUAUAGACUCCUGUAUGGCCUAUCUUACUGGGCUAGGUGUCACCUUCUACCCUUGUGACCCCCAUAAGAUAGACUGCAAAGCCAGCACAGCUGCUUUGGCUGCCUCCUGAGGGGGUUGGGGGGGUUUAGCAUCAUGAAGGGACACUAAGGGGUCAUUAUGGAUCCUUAAAUAUUCAAUGUACUGCACUUGAGACACCUCAGCCUAUUCAGAUAGGGUAGUUGGCAAACUAACAGCUGUAAAAGACCCAUAUAGAAAGAAAGAUGCUAUACUAUGCUGAAAGUUUCAGAUUUCAGAUGUAAUUCCUGACACUCGGAUAAGAACUUUUUUUAACAAGUCUGACCACACUGUCACUCAAAUAUUGUAGCUUAGCUUAAUGCCCAAGUCAUCUCACUACAUUGAUAAGGCCAGAGAAGUGGAUCAGUUUAGAUUUGGGAUUAACAUGUAGACUCAGCAUUUAGAGGCCCAGAAGUCACAGAACCAGAUCAGGGAGUCCCCCUCAUGGUUCCUGUUCAGUAACCACCAUCAGAUGUCAAAGCUAACAGUGUUCUGUUAUGUUUUUUCCUUCCUCAAGUCAACAGCUCCAAGACCUGAAGAUUUAAGCCUUGUCAACCAAAAAGGAAAAACAAACCGCUGUUCUUCUAGUCAUUUAUCCACCUCUCUCCUGUUUGACAACAAGCCUGCAGAUUCAGGUCAACUCUACAUAUUCCUCCUAGAGACUGUGAGCCAACAUGGUGAGAAGAUUCCAGCAGAUUGUCUGAAAGAAGAAAAGGGUGGUGGUUUGUAUGUCCUGUCCUGCGCCUGGUUUCUUCAAGGUAUCUACAGCUUGCUGUGCAUCCUGUUCCUUGUCUGCAAUCAAAUGGCCCGUGUAAUGGAGCAGUGGACUGAAGUCUUAGAUCUGGUUCCUGAUUUAAUGAAGUGGUACCCAUUCGCUGGUCACAGUCAUCAAAUGGUUGGCCAGUUUUAGGGAAAAGUCUCAAUCCGAUGAGCAUUGACUCUUUGUAUGAUAAAAGAUACAGGCAAGUGUUCUUCAUCAAGGUGAUCUCCUCACUCCUCCACACCGUCAAAGCUGAGCUCCAUCUCCAGAAUCAGCAGCUGGAGGCAGAGAAGAAAUCUGCUUUCAUCGUCCUCUGGUACAAGCCCUGGCAGCACCUGGAAUCCAGCACACCCUGAUCAACACAGCAGCGUGAUCUGUCAUCCCCUUGGGCUGUCUUAACCUCACCAGCUGUUGAUCCAAAGAAACAGUGGCAGCUAAGCUGCUAUCUUUUAAAUACAGCUAAAGGUGAAUUCUGCGUGUUGGAGCAUGGGUGGGAAACCUGGUGCUUCAAGAAGGAAUAACAACGAGUGGUUUGUAUGCUACAUCUGGCUGGUAAGCGACAGGGACUUCUCUGGAAGGAGGUGGAUGACCGCACAACAGAGAUGUUGCCUCACUCAUCUUCUGUGUUAAAUGUUUUAUGUCUUGUGUUUUUGGACGGCAGUAUUGGCCUAAUAAAAUAAUUAUUGAGCUGCAAAGCAGAUUUUUAUGGCAAUCUACAGGUUUAUAUAUUGGACAGCUGAAUUAAGUAGGUAAAAAUUUGACAAUAUACUAAAUUGCAGAAAAUGGCGCCAAUAAGAUGUUAAAAUAUUCAAAAUUGAUGUAGACAGUAAUGUAAUAAAGAGGGAGGUUAAAGUUAAGUUUAGAAAAGUGCUUUUAUGUCCUUUUCUCAGUAGUCCUGAUAGAAUUUUCUAAAACGAAAGCUGCAGUUGUAACCUAUUUACCUAAGUGCAAAACAGUGCAGUAGUAGAGCAGUUUCUGUCAUUUCUGAUAAGAUCUUGGUCCAUUUAUCUUCAAGAUAUUUGUGCUUUUUGGGACUUGGGAUACGAUUGAUGGUGGUGCACACUAUUUUAGGUGAUAAUUUGGAAAAAUAUGUAUGAAAAAUAAGUGAUUAGAUGGCACGAAAAUGUAAGAAACAGGAGUUUUCACACUGACUAAAUUUUGUUCUGCUUUCCACCAUAAUCUAACAUUUGGGUCCUCGUAUAGGCUGAUUGUGCUGAAAUUGAAAAUACAGGUUGACAUCAUUCCUCCAUAGUUAGAGCUGUUUUUUUUUUUUGUUUUUUUUAUAUAUAUACAAACAGUAUUACCACUGUAGAGCUUGAGGUAUUUAAGACUGUGGUGUAACUGACCUGAACAUGAGUGUGUGAGUGCAGGCUGUAAAAGUUACGCGUUUACUUGUCUUCAGAGUAUAGUUUGUAAAUAUUGUAUGAUACUGCUGUGCUUUUCUUUCAAUUAGUGCAUAGGGUAGGUUUUUUGUUCACACGGGUAAGUGUGUUCAAUUUCUUUCUGGGUUUUGCAAAACUCUUCUUUAAACUGUUAUGUGAAAAGUAAACUUCAAUGCAGGCAGGUCUGGAUUAGGUUGUGUGCUGUGUCUUCAUCAUCAGAGUGGAUGUCGUGGUGGAGUUCAUAAUUGCAGGUUUAUCCCAGUACAGCCUGAAAAUAUUUACACAGGCUCUUAAAUCAGAUUGUGGCGAGAAAUCAUGCUCAAUUUCCAGUCAUAUAGCAAAUGUGGUUGUUAAAUUGUCCCUUUCAGACAAAAAUAACAACAUUGUCCCUCAUUUGUGUCACUUUACUGUUUUGUGACAGUUAAAUGUUGGCAGAUUGGCCCAUGCAAAGCUAUUGUAUAUAUUCUGCGACGAAUGGGAGAACUAUCGCCAAACACGUAAUGUUAACGCCUUCCACAAAGUGAUAGAUUUACAAAAUACUCUUGUAAAACUGAAUUGUUCAUUUGUUUGUCAAACUGUUCCAUUGUUGACCAUUAUUUCAGCAAACAAUUUUGUAAUGACAACAAUCUCAACAUGUUUUCUUUCUUCCCCUUCAUUUACCUGAUCCCCCUGUCCUCUUUGCCAUCCCCUCCCCUCAGCCCCGAAACCUUUUCUCUCACACGUCACCAGACCUCUCAUUCUUCAGCUCGUAGCACUGCUGCAUUGCAGGAGCACAUGGAGAGAUGAAAAGUGAACGAACCACCUCCAGACGCCAGCCGCAGAGAGUGAAUUGUGAGCAAUCCAAGUCUUGGUUUGACCCACUCAAGUUGAAGCCUCACAGCUGAUGAAAUACAUGGGAGCCUUACACAAUGAAAUAUGGAAAAUGUUGAUGUUGCUGCUAACCCAAAUAUUUGAAAUGUUUUUUCUGUGUAAUGGGAUGCUUGUUUAGUUUUUAACCCAAUGUUUGAGGAUUGACAAAGUCUUAAUGUAUUUGCUGCUUUCUGUUUGUCCAGAUGCAUUUAUACUUUUUUUUAAAUAGUUUUCUUUCGGUCGUUUGCUGUUUACAUUUGUCAUUUAGUCUUUUUUUUUUUUUUCUCUCAACCUAUUUAUUAAUAUUUGGGAUUAAUUCGUCUGGUGUUUGAUUGGCUGACAGAACAGCUUAAGUUUGCAGUAGAGCCUAUAUUUGACAGCGUAAUCCCUCAUCUAAAAAAUGUGUCUGGACAUACAGAAUAUGUUAUCCUCAAAAUUAACCUACAUUUAGUAUAAAUUAAAAACAAAAUCCUUAGUGUACAUUCGUCUUUUUUGACAAGUGCUGGUGCGUGCUCCCAUGCUAAGAAAUUACCUUUUGGUUUCUUCUCAUGUGAAAGAGCUUGAUCGAUAAUUGUUUGUUGCCUUUGGUUUGCGUCAAUGUAAGAUUUGUACACACAUCGUUAAAGUGUGUACAUCUGAUGUCUCAGGUUUUCAGCAUUGAUACAACCCAGGAUGUUCCCUUUGUUGUUUAUUUAUUUUAUUUUUUAAGUAGAAAAUUCACCCCAGACAACUAACAAUACACAUUUUCAUUUUGGAUGUUUGGUUUUUCCUCUCCGAUGCCUGAGUCAUGUUUUCAGUAUUUUUUGCUCCCAUGUUACCGUUUACCUCCCAUCAGUCUUUUGUAACUCCUUCCUUGAUAUUUACUGGUAGAACUCCCCCCCCCGUCCCCCCCCCCCCCCCGUCCCUCACCUCUGCUGUGUUUAUUUCCUGUCAUUUGAAUUGGUCUUUUCUCUGUUCUCACUUUCUCUUAUUUCCCCUCCCUGCAUGCUGUCCUUUCCUGCUCUCUCCUGCAAAUCUCUAACCAGUAUUUGUUCUCUUCUCAUUCUUAUCUUUUCCUUUUAUGUUGAGUAUGUUUGUGGCUGUUUGCCGUGUGCAAUUAGUCACUCUCGCUAGUAAGUAUUAUACGGCGUCUACAGUGCUUUAAUAGUUUAUGUUGCAGCUCACUAACAACUGAAGCUGAACGUUUAUCUGCAAUGCCUCCUCCCUAUCUACAGAUCAGACAUGAUACACUGCCAUUUUGUAAAUACUGUGUAUAUAUAUAUUUUUGAAAGAAAUCUAAUAAACUUCAAGCAUAAAGGACA
Messenger RNA from Anoplopoma fimbria (sablefish), 7064 nucleotides. RefSeq names its product leukocyte receptor cluster (LRC) member 8 (gene leng8). The record is from RefSeq and is a predicted model, not a curated record. Lineage: Eukaryota; Metazoa; Chordata; Actinopteri; Perciformes; Anoplopomatidae. Gene Ontology annotation, cellular component: nucleus.